Molecule: messenger RNA, 255 nt
Organism: Microsporum canis CBS 113480
Lineage: Eukaryota; Fungi; Ascomycota; Eurotiomycetes; Onygenales; Arthrodermataceae
Exons: 6
Coding region: 1-255 (84 amino acids)
Biological process (GO): mRNA splicing, via spliceosome
Cellular component (GO): U6 snRNP; Lsm1-7-Pat1 complex; U4/U6 x U5 tri-snRNP complex
Molecular function (GO): RNA binding
Source: RefSeq, a predicted model, not a curated record
AUGGCCUCACAGCUUCUCCCACUCGAGCUGAUCGAUAGGUGCGUGGGGUCGAAAAUAUGGGUUGUCAUGAAGGGCGAUAAAGAAUUCUCAGGGACCUUGCUCGGCUUCGAUGAUUAUGUUAAUAUGGUCCUGGAGGACGUGACUGAAUUUGACUAUUCUGGCGGCCAGACGAAGCUAUCCAAGAUCCUACUGAAUGGAAAUAACGUGUGCAUGUUAAUACCUGGAGGUGAAGGGCCAGUCAGCGCAGCUCACUAG